GUGCGUGGAGGAGGAGGGAUGGAUUAGAGGGGAAAAGGGCGGUCAGGGAGAAGGUGAAUGGGUUUUGCAUGGUGUGGCCGGUAAGCAAGCCAGGAGAAAGACGGAGGGUGUUUGGGGGACAGGAAGCUGGAGGAGGGCGGACAGAAUGCGUGGACAGAUGGGCGGUUGCCUCCAAACUGUUCCAUCUGGCACAUGGAAAUGUCUGGUGCUGCAAAAAUUGCUGGUGAGCUGGCUAAAAACAGCUCUGUUCUUGCCCAGUGAAGAUGCACAUUUUGAGAAGCUGCUAGUGAGGAGAGGUGUCUGCUGCUGGCCAGAACUGAGAUGAGAAGGGACCUGAGAAGUGCCAGGGCAAAGAUGAGAUUCCAGGAGUUCUGUUCCCACCCCAUUUUUGCUUCAGAAACUGUCCCUCACAUCCUAAGGGCAGGUGUUCAUCUGUUGGCUUCCUGUGUCAUGCCAAAUGGUACAAGAUGGAUUCAGUCCUCCCUUGGGAGCUCUGGGGAGCCUGGCUCUAUCACAAGUCCUGGCACUCCAGGUGGGCUUUCCUUGGCUUCUGGCAUAUUACCUACAGGGACCAGGGAAGCUGAGAUGGGUUUGGGAGGCAGAAGACACGUCUACGUGAAACGUGUCUCUUGUUCCAUAGCACUGCCUUACCUUUCUUUUCUUCUUCCUGGAACGGACAAACCCAGGGGUACAGCAAACUCUACUUUGCUUCUUGGUUUUGGAAGCAAAGCCUCACAGGUUUGGUUCAGAGCAUCUCCCAUCUGUGUCCUUCCUCUUCACCAUCCUUCUUACUUUAAUCCAGGUUUCCCACCCUCUGAUUGCCAGCCAGCUCUGUCACCUCCUGGAAUCUGUUUUCCAUGCUCGACUGCAUGAUGGCUUAGGACUGUCCAUCAUAACCCUGAAUUUUCAGUUGUUGCUAGCAUUAACCAUGUGGGCUCAAACUGAUGGAUCUAUGCCUCUAGGUAGAUUUCUCUUUUUCUUUUUCUUGGCGUUUUUGUUGCCUAGAGGGUGAGGUCCAGCUCCAUUGUUGUUUGUGCCCAAACAGUACCUGGCUCUUUGCAGCCUGGAAUUGCAGCCUCAUAUUAAUUCCAAAUCCCAUGUAACCUAUGGAAAAGCAAAGGUAUUUUCUCAAAAGAGGAUAGUCACUCAAGUACUGCCACAACCAGAGUUCUGCCUGAUAAUUAAUUUGCUAUCUCAGGGUGGAUGCAUCUCAUGCUUCAUGGUCCAUCUGGCAAAAUGGAGUAUUCAUGCAUACCUUCCUUUCCAAAAUGGUGCACAGCUGCAUAAAGACUUGUGAGCAGAAAACAACAGGCAAACAGAAUUUCAAAACUCUCCUCUGGCUGUCUGAUAACUCCAGAAGCCAAUGACCAGGCAAACCUGGUCCUUACCUCUAGGCAGUGGGUGAUAUUUCCCUCUAAGCAACUAUCAUGUAGUAGCAAAAAGCCUGCUCUUGUAGACAGAUAAUAAAUUAACUCCAUUGCCUCAAGACAGCAUGCUAAAGCCCUGUGAAAAGCAAGUGUCUCUCAUAUUGUCUAACAGAGCAAUGCCUGAAUGCAAUCUCAGCCAGUAACUACAAUCAGAGGUGUCUGUGGGCAAAGGCUUGCAGUCAUGAAGCAAAAUGAUGGAUAAUGUCUGAGGAUGCUGAGUCCUGUACAGGACCACAAACAUGAUGGAAAGUAUGGGAUAAUAUGCAGAGAGCAUUUUAAAGGGGUAAUCUUUAAAAAGAUUUUAAAAAACCCCAUUUGUAUCAGGCAGAAUGAUUGUGUUUAGUCGCCACUCAGCUUUGUAGUAGACUCAGCUGUGGAUGACUGCUGUUCUCUUGAAGAUGGUAUAAAAAGAGGAGCUUUCCUGUGUACCUCAAGAAGUUGUGUGCUUUUGCCUGAUGUUGAUCUAGUAUGGAAACGGAGAAGUUACAGCAGCCGGUGUUGAAAGUACACUUCAGUGAAGAUGGUCUUUUGGUAGCACUCUUGUUUUUGCAUGGCUUUCUGCAUCUGAGAUGAGGAAAGGUGGAAAAGAAGCCUGCUGCUCCUCUAGUCCUGCUGGGUGACCAGGGGCAGAACUGAGGAGCUAGGAAUGGCCCUUGCAGAUUUCUUGUGUGUAGUACAAUAGUGGAAAAAGCAAAGUUGCUGAGUUGCUGCCAGUGGUCUGCCUGAGAGCUAGGGAUGAGGUAGGUUGCAAGGCCACAGAAGGAUGAAUAAGUGGAUAGGACACUACAAGAAUGUUACUUGCAGCAGCAAUGUGACUUUGAACCACACUUAAAUGGCAACUUUUUCAUUACAGAAAGCUGAAUAAUCUGGUAAGAUUAUAGCUGUGAGGACCUUAGAUAAGGCAAUUCUGAAUCACAAAACUUGUGACUGUACCAAAAUCUGGGCCUCUGCAAGAAGUGUACCUUGUGUUGCGGCAAGAAAAAACAGGCUUCCCGUAUAAAAGUCAGCAAGCAAUUGAAUAGCCAGCAAGAAAUAAUCAAAGCAGGAAGAGGUUUGGGUCUGGGGACAAGCUAAAAUAAUUUUGCCUGCCUCUUCCUUGAACUUGAGAACUUCAGGAGAAAACCUCCUCUUUGGAGAGAUAUGCCAAAGUAACUCUUAUUUGAGAAGAAAACAGAGAAGAUCCCAAUAUCCUUCAGCAGAGGAGUGUCAGGGGGUGGGAAAAGAGGAACCUGCAUCCCUUUUGAUUAUCAUCAAUUUCUGGUGGUUUCUGAGAGGAGCCUUGUAUGAGGUGUUACUGGGGAGGACUGACAGAGGUCUGGCUACAGAGAAACUGGCUAAAUAAUCCUCACUCCCACUGCUAAACACAAGACCCUGGGGCAGCAUUCUCUGUUAAGCUGUUCCAGUGGAUAGUACUGUGCAAGCAUUUCUGUGUUGCUGUCUAUGAUGUUUUGUGUAUGAGAUACAAAUUUAGGAAUCAGCAUCAUUUUCCCACUUACAUCUUGCUGGGUUUUUUUUGUCCCCGAAUCCAUUUUAUAGCUCCAGACUAGCAAGUGUAGCAUGAAAAAUGAAUAAGCUAAGUUAGGUCUGUAGAGAGUCUGUCUCUAUUAUUGGACCAAGCAAUGCAGCUGGAGCAAACAGAUAAUCUUGAAGGCAUCUGAUUUAUCUUUGGAUCUGAACUGCAGCCUGUUGGUUUGUUGGGGUUUUUUUUGAGCUGUAAUUAGCAGUAUCAUAGAAUAUAUUUUUCCUCCAUAAAAGACUUUCCUCUUGCAUACUCCUAGACUGCAGUGCUUAUUGCCAUCUAAAUACUGCCACAAAGAGAGAUCAGUCAGAGUUUAGGACCCAGAGUCCUGUUUAAGGCUUACAGGAUGAGACAGCUGACUGAAAAUCAAUGAAGUGUGAUUUACCAAGCAUCAUAAUGAGGGCAAGAUAAGGCUAGAAAGGUGCUGCCUUGCCUUGCAGACUCAACAGUCUACUUUGAUUUUUAACAAGGUUGUUUUAGUUCCCUACAAAGAUGAGACCAAUUUGCUUAUGAAAAGAGAAGAUUAGAUUUAAAGGAAAAGCCACGGUGGUGCCCAUGCUUUGCCUAGUGCUCUUUGCGCUGUGUCUGAGCCGCUCAGGUAGGUGUGAUUUCUUCUUCUUCCAAGCUGAGCUGCAGGUGUUAAAGUUUUUUUUUCUGCUGGCCAGUUAUCUUCUGUUUUCUGGGAUACGGUGAAUGCUGGCUUCCGUGUGUCAUCCUUUGAACACUGCGUGAGUAACAGAAGAGGGUUAUAUCAGUUGCUGCCUUUGUAUUGCAGCCAUGGUCAGUUUGACAGCUAGGUUUUAAUAACUGGUGGUGGGGCAAUUGCCAGCUAGAAAUUAACAAAAAAUCCUAAGCUUGAUUUUUGGCUGCUAAAUGGAAUUAAGAGAAAAUUUCUAUCACCAAGAGAAAAACUGAAAUGCUUCAGGUGAAUUGAUAAAAGGCUAAGUGUCUUGUCUGUACUUAUUGGGGUGUUUUGUGCAUUUGUUUAGCAGACUUUCUGCCCCAGAACUCUUGCACCCACGGGAAACUGCUACUUGGAUAGAUCACAGAGAGAGGCAGGAACUGGAAGGAUGGGGGAGAUGGCAGACAGUGCUUGACUACUCAAAUGCAUGUUAACCUGCCAGGGAGCUCCCCAGUUUUUGCCUCUCAGUGUAUCAUAUGGUAGAUUCAGGGAUGUAUCUGUCCUAUGGCUGCUUCUCCCUUUUUUUUCCAAGGCAGUGCUACUUAGUUCAAUGUUUUCUCCAUUGUUUUAUCUAGCUUAAUCAAAAAGCGGGGCUUGGUCAAAGAAACUGUUAGGCUAUUUUCCCAUGUGAUAUUUCUUAUUUUCUCAUUAAUAACUUCUGCUUUUAAACUAUCUUUGUACAUGUACUGAUGCUGUCUUAUAGAGGCAACAAUUUUCUUCCUUCUGGCUUUCUUCCUUGUGAGACUCCUCAAGUCUUUUUCAUGUUUUUGUGGCUUCCUCAGCAGAUGAGAUUCAACAUAUCCAGCUCCAAACCCGGUUUUACUACCUGUCUUCUAUACCAACUUGGAGCAUUAGGUACCUGAACUUCAUGUGAGACGUGGGCUGUGAAAUGGCACCAUUUUCUUUUGUGGGAGGUCAUACACACCCACAGACACAGAGGGUGUGUGGCUGUGUAUUUGUGUGCAGGUUGUUGUACUGAAAUAUAAACAGAGCACUGUAUUCUGGUAUUAAGACAGAGCUGAUUUUGAUCCUGUGUAUUUUGGGGUUAUGGAUUUUUUCUAUUCAAUGGCUUUUCUGUUAAAUUUCCUGUUUUUAACAAUCAUACAUGCCUAUGAAUCUCUUAAAGGGAAAGCGAAAUAUCUAGGAGAUGAAGUCUCUGCAGAGACUCUUACAUGUCAGGGGGUUGGACCUCUGAGGUUGUGGGUAGUGAAGUGGGAGAAAUAUGUUCUUUCUCUUCCUUUGAUUCCAGAGGCCAUACCCAUCUGCUAUGUGUGGAAGCCAAGCUAGUUUCCUAGAACAGACCACACUGUCCUUCAUUUGCUGUGGCACAGCUAGGGUCAGCUCUGGCAUGAGAAUAAACCCUGGAACAAGCAGAAGGGACAUUUGUGGAAACAGCAGACCUCAAGGGCUUGUGACAAAGUGACAAGACAGAGUGUGGCCUCAGGACCACUUUAAACUGUGCUGACAGCUUCAUGAGCUAUGGGAUGGAGAAGGUGUGGAAAUGAGUGUGAAAGCUCCCUCUGACCAGCCAGUCUCUACCUGCCCAGGGCUUGGUAACCUCACCACACCUCACCACACCUGUAUUCCAGCUACAGAGGACAAACACAACUUGUGCUAGAACAUCUGACAGGAAAGUUGUUAACCUGUGAGUGAAGCACUAGGUUUCAGAGUUUAUAGCUCCUCAAACAGGAGCAUCUUGCUGUGGCUAGAAGUGAGGAAUAACAGUGUUGCUUGGACCUUGUGCUAUCCUGAGAGGAUCCAGACAGCAUUAAAGAAUGUUUUUGUCCCAUGGAAAGCUCUGUUAUGAGAGCAGGUUUUUGCUUUGGGCAGUUCUUCAGCUGUGUUGCUUGCUGCCCUGUCUGCAGCCUCAGACAGACCCUGACCAAGGUGGAGGAGGCUGCACAGUCUGUCGUGCUCAGCAGAUGGGCAGCAGCUGCUGGGGAAGAGGACAUGGGCAGAGAUAGUGGUCCAUGGUCACAUCCUUUCCUCCAUGUAGGGGCAGAGCACAGCCCUCUGCCUCCAGUUUUCUCUCUGGAGGGGCUGCUGCGUUUGAAUGCCCUUUUUCUCCCUGUGGCACAGGGACCCUGAUGAGGGCUGCCUUGACUCUGAUCACUGAUGCACACAGUAUAUGAGUGUAUUGACUGUGCCCUCCAGGGCUCUCCCACUGUCAGGUCCUGGCACCAUCUGUGGGCCAUGAUCCUCUGCCUGCAGACUCUCCCUGCAUCCAGGCACAGAUAUUCUGCUCCCAGGGCUGGCAGGGCACAAGCUGGACCCUGGACAGUGUCCUGUGAGGUCCCUAUUGCUGCUGACACAGCAAUAUGAGCUGUGAUCCCUGCUGUGUAGGGCCAGUCUUUUUUCCUCCUUGGUGGCUUUGAAGAGAGGCAAAAUCCUUCUCACCCUUGACUGCUAUGUAUGUGCACAAGGGAAGAGAUGGAGGUCAUUUCAGAACUUCAGAAUCACACGGUGUGGGGCUGAAGUUUGGGAAAGGAUGGAGGGUCUGAACUGCCCCUACCCCUUUGUGAUAGCAAGGGGAAGGGGGAGCAUGGUGUCAGUGAUUGUGGAAGUCACAAGUUGUGCAGGAACAGACCAUGAUGGAUGUCUGUGUGCUUGCCUGUCACAUCUAGCCCUGACUGCAUCAUCCAGCUCCUACUGCUUCCAGAUGGGCUCUUUUUGCUUUGGCAAAAAGGCCAUAGCAAACGUAAACCUAGUACAAAGUCAUCAUUUCUCUGCUCUGAUGAUUUUUAUUUUUUUUUAUGUGAGCUGGGCUUGGGCUCUGUUGCCUUUCCAUUCACUUCCCUUGGUUCUGCUGAGAGUCUGUGCAUCUGAAUUUCUGCAGGAUUUGCUGUACAAGACAAGACCUGCCCAGAGAUGUGAAUGCCUUCAGUUCAGUUGCUGAAAAUGAGGAUGCACUCCUUAAGCACUUAUUCGAAGGCUAUCAGAAAUGGGUCCGCCCUGUGGAAAGCUCCAAUGACACCAUCAAAGUCCUUUUUGGGUUAAAGAUAUCACAGCUUGUGGAUGUGGAUGAGAAGAAUCAGCUGAUGACAACCAAUGUGUGGCUGAAACAGGAAUGGAUCGACCACAAGCUCUCCUGGAAUCCAGAUGAAUAUGGUGGGAUCACUGCUAUCCGGGUCCCCUCUGAGUCUCUGUGGCUUCCCGACAUCGUUUUGUUUGAAAAUGCUGACGGACGUUUUGAGGGAUCCCUGAUGACCAAAGCCAUAGUGAAGUACAAUGGAGUGGUGACCUGGACACCACCGGCCAGUUAUAAGAGCUCCUGCACAAUGGAUGUGACCUUCUUCCCCUUCGACAGGCAGAACUGCUCCAUGAAGUUUGGGUCGUGGACGUAUGAUGGCAAUAUGGUGGACUUGAUUUUAGUUGAUGAAAAUGUAGACAGGAAAGACUUCUUUGAUAAUGGGGAGUGGGAGAUCUUAAAUGCCAAAGGUAUGAAAGGCAACAGGAAGGAUGGGCUGUACUCUUACCCAUUUGUCACUUACUCCUUUGUUUUGAGGCGCCUUCCGUUGUUUUACACUCUUUUCUUAAUAAUCCCUUGCCUGGGAUUAUCUUUUCUAACUGUCCUGGUGUUUUACCUACCAUCAGAUGAAGGAGAAAAGCUUUCAUUGUCGACAUCAGUUCUAGUCUCCCUCACUGUUUUCCUUUUAGUGAUUGAGGAAAUAAUCCCUUCUUCUUCCAAAGUCAUCCCUCUGAUUGGUGAGUAUCUGCUCUUCAUCAUGAUUUUUGUGACCCUCUCUAUCAUCGUGACUGUGUUUGUUAUCAAUGUCCACCACCGAUCUUCAGCAACUUACCAUCCCAUGGCUCCCUGGGUUAAAAGGCUCUUUCUCCAGAAAUUGCCUCGUCUGCUCUGCAUGAAGGGCCAUGUAGAUCGCUACUCCUUCUCAGAGACUGAAGAAAAGGGAACCACCUCAAAAUCAAAGUUUCUGGGGAAGCAGAAAUACAAGCAAGCAAAAGACGGAGAAAAAAUUGUUAUUGCCUUUCUGGAAAAGGCAGCUGACUCCAUUCGGUACAUUUCCAGGCACGUUAAAAAGGAGCAUUUCAUCAGACAGGUUGUACAGGACUGGAAAUUUGUAGCUCAAGUCCUGGAUCGGAUCUUCCUGUGGUUAUUUCUGGUGGUGUCGGUGACGGGUUCAGUUCUCAUCUUUACCCCUGCAUUACGCAUGUGGUUGAACAACACUUUGUAGAAAACACUCCCGCAGUAAAUGACAAGAACAGUGCCAAGGGACAGUGGUGCCUUGGAGCUUGGUCUCUGCUGCACAAGAGGAGAAGCAGCAGCACAAAUAAGGAAAGGUGAUGGUAACAGUGGGCAUUUUUUAGUGCUUUCAAUCUUCAUAAUAACUCUACCAGUUACAGAUUUUGCAGAAAUCAGAGAAGAGCUUGGUGCAGAGCCAAGGCAUAAAGUGAACUGGGCUUGCACAACUGGGUUAUAAUUAUUUUAUUGUUAGCUUGGUUGUAUUACUAUAAAAGCCAAGAUUAUUAGUUUAAAUUGGAAAUAGAAGGUCUUGUGCAAUCAUUAUACUAAAAAGGCAAAUCUGCCAGUUAAAAUGCUACAUUGUAAAAGAAGUUACUGUAGGAACACAAAUCUCUAGUCAGUUUAUCUGUGUUUACAAGUAAAAACCACUAAGUGUCUACAUGCUUUAGGCAUGUGUCAGAACUGGCAAUUGCAUAGCAUGUGCAUUAGAAAAAGUAUAAAUUGUUCUUAGAUGGGAUACUCAAAACCUUGACCCUCUAGCUUCACCUUGCUGCAGGAUCAGCUCAACAAGGGCAGAGCCUGCCACUGCCCAUCUGCUACCAGCCUUUAUGGCAUGCACAAUUUGUCUCUCACCUCAGCCAUCAGGAAGCCACAAGGUAUUGCCCACAUUUCAGUAUUACUUGCAGUUUUGCUUGCUGCUCUGUAAGGUACCUGAAAGCUGACAAAACAAGGAUUUUUCCCCAUGCUCCACAUUUAGAAACUAUUAUUCCUUCACCUGCUUGUUCACAAUUGGAAGAUCACCUAAGCGAAGGUGGCUAUGCUACUCCAUAAGGCAACAGUGAUAUUCCUGAUGUGUUCAGCUGGAGGGAAGCUGCAGACCUCUCUUUUGGCAGAUGAAAAUUGUGGUUGUUGCAAGAGUGGGGUUUCUCUGGGCAUCAGGAAGGUACAUUUUUGGAUAUUGGCUUGUCCAUGUUUCCUAGGCAGUUCAGAAUUUCAUUCCUUCAAUUCAUUUAUUAUGGGAUCCUUUUUCAUGAUUAGAAACAGCUCUUGAAAGUGCUAAAUAAGUGAGAUGUAACAGAAAACACUCAGGUGAAACUCUCACAGGAAUUAAACUCUUGCCAUUUUUGCUGGGGCAGUGUUUUCCAAUAUGGAAAUGUUGGAAAUUAGAUUAGAAAAUCCUAUUCAGAACUUGCAAAUAUUUCCAAGGUUAGCAAGGGUUUUGGAGAUCCAACUUUUGACGAUCUAAAUAUGUGUUAAAGUUUUAGCUAGCCUUGAAACUUUCUCCCUAGAGAUAGAAGUUAGAACGUGUUAAAAAUACAUAGGGGUAUUCUUGUGCUUGGAUUGUGCCACCAGACCUCCAUGAGUUAAUGUAAUCUCACCAAAUUGUGUCAAUGCAGAAACUUCAGUUGUGUAAUUAUUAUUAAUAAAGAUGUAUUUAGUAAAUGAUUCCUGGGGUGUCCAUACACUGGGCUUUGCUGUUGAUUUGUUGUCAACAAAGCUAGACUGUAGCCCAUUUUAAAAGUUUUAUCCCAAAUCUAUUCAAACAGAGGGGUUGGCAUAUUCUUGGAAAGUCCUCAUUACUUUUUAGCUCUGUGUGGUGGUUUCACGUUAAUUGACAUUUAGGAAAAAAGUAAGAAACCACCCAUGGAAGUGAUUUUUUUGAGAGAAGCUGCAGGGAGCUUCCUCUGUGCCUGAGAUAGGCCAAUAGCUGGCUAGUUCUGAGAACUGAUAACAUUUUGCGCCAUUUAAAAUUAGAUCUGCCUCUGUGAGAUUCACAUUUUAAAAUCCACCAGCCUGGGAAAUGUCUCUGCUUCCAGCCUUGAAAGGUAGCGGAGCUCUGAUGAGGCCGUGCUCCCCUGUGGCCUCUGCGCCCUGAGGGAGGCCAGGCCGGACCCCAGUGGCUCCCGGGGGGGAAUUGGAGGCUUUGGGACCCCAACCCCAGGCUGCACCAGGCCACAGCUGCUGACAUCUCACUGAUACUAAAACCCCUGCCCCCCCAGUCCACACAGACAACUCCAGGCCAAGUUGGGACACUUUGGCUCCCAGCAGCUGCUGGGUGGAGGGAGGCACCCAUCAUGGCCUGAAAUCCAACACUGUGACUGCUGUGGCCACCAGGCAAGAUUCAACCCUUCCACUAAACAGAUGAGACCUGCAGACCUUGCUCCUCUCUCCAGGGAGAGAAAAGGAAUGACAACACAUAGAAAGAAAACAUGAAAAUACCAAGGUCAGUAAAAGAAGAAGUGAAGCCUCAGAUAGAAGGAGAAUGAGAAGAUGCUCUAAUAGGCUGAAAUAUUCUUUUGGUAGGGCCAUGGAGAUGGACAAUGAUAUACUGAAAUAUCUCCUUUAAUUCAUAAGAAAGUAUGGGGGGAUAAAGUAUUCAAACUGUAGAUCUGAGCAGAGGCAUCCAUUGAUGAAACCAAGCGGAUUUUGGAGUAGCUGUGAUCCCAUGAGAUGCUUGAACAGAGAGAGAGAGGAGAGUUGAUGAAGAC
Messenger RNA from Parus major (Great Tit), 10318 nucleotides. It is a transcript of the gene CHRNB3, whose product is annotated as cholinergic receptor nicotinic beta 3 subunit. NCBI's taxonomy places the organism in Eukaryota, Metazoa, Chordata, Aves, Passeriformes, Paridae. Gene Ontology annotation, cellular component: postsynaptic membrane; neuron projection; synapse. Gene Ontology annotation, molecular function: acetylcholine-gated monoatomic cation-selective channel activity; transmembrane signaling receptor activity. The record is from RefSeq and is a predicted model, not a curated record. The coding region runs from base 6667 to 7821 and encodes 384 amino acids. The transcript is spliced from 6 exons. Gene Ontology annotation, biological process: chemical synaptic transmission; signal transduction; regulation of membrane potential.